AUGGGAGAUAAGCUUUUUAAUGUCAAUGAUUUCAAUGGUUUUGCAAUUCCCAAUCAUACUCUGUCUGAGAGUUUCUCAAUUGAUUCUUUUGUUACCACAUUGUCAAGGCUACCUAGCUUGAGGGUUCUUAGCUUAGUGUCUUUGGGGAUUUGGGGACCACUUUCUGAUAAGAUUCACCGGUUAUCUUCACUUGAAUUCUUAGACUUGAGCUCAAAUUUCAUAUUUGGUUCUGUUCCGCCAAAAAUAUCUACAAUGGUCAAACUUCACACUCUAACACUGGAGGACAAUUAUUUCAAUGAUACUGUCCCUGAUUGGUUGGACUCGUUAUCAAAUCUCACUAUUUUGAGCUUGAAGAACAAUCGAUUGAAGGGUCGGUUUCCUUCUUCAAUAUGCAGAAUCAAGACACUCACUGUCAUUGCCUUGUCUAACAAUGAGCUUUCUGGAAAUUUACCCGAUAUGGAUACUUUAAUCAGCCUGCGUGUAUUGGAUUUGAGAGAAAAUCAUAUAGAUUCUGAACUACCAAUGAUGCCCCAAGGAUUGGUUACAGCCCUUCUUAGCAAGAACUCAUUCUCAGGAGAGAUUCCUGCACAAUUUGGUCAUUUGGGUCAGCUUCAGCACCUUGAUCUAUCAUUCAAUUAUCUCAGCGGAACACCACCCUCUGCUUUGUUCUCUUUGCCGAACAUCAGUUAUCUGAAUUUAGCAUCUAAUAUGCUGAGUGGAGCAUUCCCUGACCAACUAAAUUGUGGUGGUAAACUUGGGUUUGUUGAUAUCUCUAAUAACAAGUUAACAGGUGAUCUUCCUUCUUGCCUGAGUAGUACUUCAAAUGAGAGAGUUGUUGAGUUCAAUGGAAAUUGUUUUUCAAUUGAUUCUCAACACCAGCAUCAGGCUUCAUAUUGUAAAGAGGCUCUUGCAAGCAGCAAACAAUCUGGAGGAAGAGAAACUGUUAUGGUAGUUGGUGUUAUCAGCGGAGCUGUUCUUGUUUUAGUACUUUUGGCAUUUGCGGUUCUUUCCUUUCGUAGAAGAUACCGUUCAAGGACAUUUGAGCACAACAUAUUUGCAAAGGCUGUGCCAGAUAAUUCACCAAAUGGUUUUUGCUCUGAGCUCAUUGCAAAUGCCAGAUUCAUAUCUGAAGCAGCGAAAUUAGAGACACACGGUGCCUCAGUAAGUCGUAUAUUUUCACUUGAACAGUUGAAGGAAGCAACAAACAACUUUGAUUUGUCUAUGUUUUUGGGUGAAGGCUCUAUGGGAAAGCUUUACAAAGGCAAGUUGGAAAACGGGACCUAUGUUGCAAUCCGAUCUCUCACUAUAUUGAAGAAAUAUUCAAUUCAAAACCUUAAAGUUCGGCUGGAUUUUCUCUCAAAGCUUCAUCAUCCUCACUUGGUUGGCCUCUUGGGUUAUUGCAUUGACAGUGGUGGACAAGAUGAUUCCAGUGGCAACAGAAUCUUCCUUAUAAAUGAAUAUGUUUCCAGUGGGAAUUAUCGUACCUAUCUGUCAGAAAACUGUCCAGAGAAGGUUCUCAAGUGGUCUGAUAGAUUGGCAAUUCUAAUAGGAGUUGCGAAGGCCGUGCAUUUUCUACAUACUGGGGUUAUUCCAGGUUGUUUCAACAACCGAUUGAAAACAAACAAUAUAUUGCUUGAUGAGCAUCGGAUUGCAAAGCUGAGUGACUAUGGGAUGUCCAUCAUCACAGAAGAAAGUGAAAAACUUGAGGCAAAGGGAGAAGGCACGAAAUCAUGGAACAGUACAAAUAUGGAGGGUGAUGUUUACAACUUUGGAUUUAUACUACUUGAGUCACUCGUUGGACCUAUAGUAAGUGGAAAAGGGGAAACAUUUCUGCUAAAUGAAAUGGCAUCGUUUGGCAGCCAAGAUGGUCGAAGAAAAAUUGUAGAUCCAAUCGUAUUGACGACUUGCUCACAAGAGUCGUUAUCAAUUGUGGUAUCUAUCACCAAAAAAUGUACAUGUCCAGAAGUGUCAGCUCGUCCGUCGUUUGAGGAUGUGCUUUGGAACUUACAGUAUGCAGCUCAAGUCCAGGCCACUGCUGAUGCUGAUCAGAGAUCAGAUUCUACGUCCUAA
Messenger RNA from Prunus armeniaca (apricot), 2070 nucleotides. The record is from the annotation of a GenBank genome assembly. NCBI's taxonomy places the organism in Eukaryota, Viridiplantae, Streptophyta, Magnoliopsida, Rosales, Rosaceae.